Molecule: messenger RNA, 1353 nt
Organism: Opisthorchis viverrini
Lineage: Eukaryota; Metazoa; Platyhelminthes; Trematoda; Opisthorchiida; Opisthorchiidae
Exons: 1
Coding region: 1-1353 (450 amino acids)
Biological process (GO): G protein-coupled receptor signaling pathway
Cellular component (GO): membrane
Molecular function (GO): G protein-coupled receptor activity
Source: RefSeq, a predicted model, not a curated record
AUGAGUUGUGCUAUCUUCGGACUGUUUCAAUUACAGACACAUCCAGAACAUGAAACAACGGGUCACUUGGAUAUGCGACAUUCGUGCAACUACUUUAUGUUAUCAAUUCUCCUGGUAACUCUUGUGCUUCCUGCGGAACAGUCCACGGUAAAUCUUAUGCGAAAUGCUUCUGGACCGGAUCAGAAUGCUUUUGAUCUUUCAUCUUCCUGUAUACUACGAUUCGAGUCCGAAGGCCAACUCAAUCGUCUUACUAUAUUUUCACGUUAUGUCACACCCGUCUUAUUCGGACUGUACUUCAUUCUCGGGUUCGUGGGAAAUCUGUUUGUAAUCAUUGUUAUACUGGCAAACGCACAAAUGCGAAAUACUACCAACAUACUAGUAUUUUCUCUUGCUAUUGCAGAUAUGACACUGGUUAUAUUGUGCAUCCCGCCUACCGGUGCAGUUUAUCUAACCGGAACAUGGCCUCUUGGAAACGUCAUGUGUCACGUAUUCUGGUAUUCAACCUAUGUAUCUAUUUAUUGUAUCGCAUAUACCCUGCUGCUGAUGAGCUUGGACCGAUUUUUGGCAGUGGUUUAUCCAAUGAAAUUCGCAGCAUUUCGAAAGGAAGGCAAUAUGAUAAAGGCUGUUGUGGCUAUCUGGAUAACCACAAUGCUUUCGAACGUUUCAUUAUUAUUCAAUUCCAUGAUUGUGUAUGGCUCCGCGGAGGGAGGUGAUAGUCCAUGCGCCACAAGAUAUUGCACAUACUCAUGGCUGGUUCAAAUCGACCCAAAGACCGGUAUUGCCAAAGAUAACUUUACUGGUGCUCAAACAUAUUUCACCUUGUUUUUUCUCUUCGGAUAUCUGAUCCCAUUCACACUGAUCACUGGUUUGUACAUAACUGUAAUAUUUCGUCUUCGGUGCCGCAAAUCACCACAUAUCAAGCCAUCGGUUGAAUCACAACGCUCGAGGAAACGGAUAACUCGUAUGGUGGUUACCGUUGUUGUCGCAUUCGGGAUAUCAUGGUUACCGAUCCACGUGAUAUUUCUACAUCAAUACUACGUCGGCGACCCAAACACGGACUGGUAUAGAAUGAUUCAAAUUGCAUGCAACUGUUUGGCCUACGGUCACAGUUGUGUCAAUCCCAUAUUGUAUGCAUUCUUGUCGGCAACAUUCCGGAAGGCCUUUAUCACAUUGUUUCGUGGACGAAGAACUUUUGCCGUGACGGCUGGACACACUAAUAACGACACGUUUGCUGCUGGGCAUUCAAGGAUGCAAGGAAUCGGCGGUGGCUCUUUACAGCAGCCCACUAAUUUGGGUGUGGAUAAAACGGAUGGAUUUGGGAUUAUCGAGCACAGACAUUCUCUUGCCAAUUGA